This is a messenger RNA of Rana temporaria (common frog), 2429 nucleotides long. It is a transcript of the gene SSH3, whose product is annotated as slingshot protein phosphatase 3. The transcript has 14 exons. Gene Ontology annotation, cellular component: cytoplasm. Lineage: Eukaryota; Metazoa; Chordata; Amphibia; Anura; Ranidae. The record is from RefSeq and is a predicted model, not a curated record. Gene Ontology annotation, molecular function: protein tyrosine/serine/threonine phosphatase activity; actin binding. Gene Ontology annotation, biological process: actin cytoskeleton organization; protein dephosphorylation; negative regulation of actin filament polymerization. Bases 111 to 2141 code for a protein of 676 amino acids.
GUCCUCUUCUCUCUUCCUCAUUGACUUGCAGGCAGAGAGAGCGACACCGAGGAGGAGGACGGGGAGCUCCGGGAAGUGUUCUCUGAGGAGGACACAGCCGGCGGCCGCUCAUGGCUCUGGUCACCGUCCAGCUGUCCUCAGUGGACGGGGGGGCGGAGCCCACUCCACUGCAGGAAGAUGCGAAGAACAGGAGAAAGCGCAUGCAGAGACGGCAAAGCUUUGUCAUGGUUAAAGGAGCUGCCCUGCUACUCCAAGAUGAGGAUGAACAUGAAGAGGUUAAAGAACCAGAACCCUCACCGACUGCAGGCCCUAGUGAGCAGCAGCUUCACUUACAGGCCAUGCUAAGACUUCUUCGAGAGGAGGACACUUUAAAAUUGGCUGUCCGCCUGGAGCCUGUCCGGUCCUGUAUAACCAGAUAUCUAUUGGUGGUUUCCUCUGUGGGAAGAACCAAUGAGGAACAGACCAUUCUGCUGGGUGUUGACUUUCCACAUGAUGGGUCCAAAGGCUGCACUAUAGGCAACGUUGUGCCAGUAUGGAGCAAUACACAGGUCUUCAUAGAUGGAGAUGGUGGAUUCAGCGUUACAUUCGGGUUGGAUGUCCGAUCAUUUAAGCCAAUAUCUGUUCAAACAAUGUGGUCCCUUCUUCAGACGCUCCACAAAGCCUGCGAAGCUGCAGAGUCCUAUAACUAUAUCCCAGGCAAUAGUAUCCAUUCUGGGCUGGCAUAUUACCAGGACCACCGUCAUUCACCCCAGGGUUGUAUUCACGCUUGGAUGGCCACAGCAGACUUGACGUCUAUCCGCAGAGAUGCUACAACGCAAGAGAGUGGGGAGACUGAGAAGAUCAUCCGGAAAAAGCUGCGAGACAUCUUGCGGGAAAGCGACCUUGAGAAUAUAACGUCUAAGCAGGUUCGGAAUGCUCUGGAGCAGCACACUAAUUGCAACCUGCAGGAGUACACAGAGUUCAUUGAUAACGAGAUGAUUAUAAUCCUGGCACAAAUGGACCGACCAUCAGAAAUCUUCUCCUACUUGUACUUGGGUUCAGAAUGGAAUGCUUCAAAUCUGGAUGAACUUCAGAGGAAUAGGGUUACUCAAAUACUUAACGUCACCCGAGAAAUUGACAACUUCUUUCCUGAGACUUUUAAAUAUCUGAAUAUUCGAGUUUUAGAUGAAGAGAGCACCAACCUUCUACCAUACUGGAAAGAGACCCACAGGUUUAUUUCCACUGCCAAACGCCAGAAUACCUGCGUCCUUGUACACUGCAAGAUGGGGGUGUCCCGCUCGGCCUCCACAGUGAUUGCUUAUGCCAUGAAGGAGUACGAAUGGACGCUGGAACAAGCUAUGAAACACGUCAAAGAGAGAAGGAGCAUUGUCCAACCGAAUGCUGGAUUCCUGCGACAGCUGCAGACAUAUCAGGGCAUCUUGGGAGCAAGUAAGCAGCGACACAGUUAUUUGUGGGACCCCAGCUCUGCAACUGCCAUUUCGAGGUACCCCAGCCCCCCGGAUUCUUUACCUACACUACCCUCCGCCCCUAAACAGAAGAUGAACCUGCGUUUUCUCAUGAGGUCUAUCAGUGAGAUGGACGUUACUGACUCCAACCCUGAGUUGAAAGGCAAGCCAAUAGAAAGGGAGAGGUCUGCCUCCGACAUGGACAGUAGCCAACUGGAAAGCUUUGACGCUGUGCCUGAAGAGGAUAGCAUAUCAAACCAACUGGAUAGUCUGCCAUCACUGGACAACAGCUUGCUGGAGAGAAACGAUAGUUCAAUGGAUCAAGACGAGAGCCCAAGUAAGAUUGACCUGGAUGAGCAAGAUGGAGAAUUGGUGGAAUCCUCCACUAAGAACAACUCAAAAUGUGCUGCAAUGCACGAGGAGAGUACGUCAUUGGAUGAGGUAUUUGUUUCUCCAUGUUCGUCCCCCUCCUCUCAAUCCUCAGCAGCCCGUAGAAGAGCAAGACGCAAAAAGAAAGUUCAGACUCAGAAUCCAGUAGAGAACCUUCGAGUGGGCCUUUCGUCAAAGUCCGAGUCCGUGGCAGUGCUUGAAGAAGCAGGACUUGUAUCCAAGCGCCUGCAGGAAGUAGAAGAAGAAGGCCGCAAAUCUCGCAUCAUACGACAGAGCAAUGUCGGAGAGAUGCCAGAGGAAUCAUAGACAUUCAAGGCUUCCACAUGGGGUUUGGCCAAAGGGAAUGCAGGCAGUAUUUGACCUGGGGGAGCAUAUUUUUAUAUUUUUGUAAAAAAAAAAAGAAAAAUAUUUUUCCAUUGCCAUUACCACAUAAAGUAGACAGCGGAAGCUUUGAAAGAAAAGACUCAGGGAUGGUAUUUACUGGUUUUAUUUUAUUUCUGGUUGUUUUUAAAAUACAUGUUUGUAAUAAGAUUCAUUUUAAUAAAUAAAAUGGGGUCAGUUGAGUCUUUUAAAGACCAAACCUCUUCAACAGCA